CGGGGGGAGGCCACACGCCAAACGCUCUCCUGUUAACCCGUGUGCGUGUGUGUGUAUGUGUGUGUGUCAGUGUGUAUUAGUCACUCGCUCACCCAACUGUCACCGCCACACUAAGAAUGCCUGAGCAGAUCACGUGACCGACCAGACAUCAUGGUGAGGUGCGACCUCCCCCACAACCUCCAUAAUGGACCCGCCCGACUUCCAGCCAGAGAUUAAGUUUCGUUGGUGCCGCACAGUGCGCUGCCGGGCGCAAGAGGUGACCCUCGUAUUGACCUCUGUGACGGGAACACAGGUCACCCUCACGUGGAAGGCUGACCUCGGAUGGUACGAGUCCAAGCCCAUCCCCGUGCCCUGCGGUUUCCACUCGGGGUUCAUCCUCAUUAAAGAUAAGGUUCUGGACGUGGUGAGCGGCCGCUUGGAGCCCCGGGAGCGGGAUUAUAAGGUGGACCCCUUCCAUAUUGUCCCCCACAAGUUCGCUGUCGAGUUGUUCCUCGAGUCUGACGAGACCUCACCCUUCUGGAGCGACGCGCCGGAGCUCCGCCUUCGAUACCUCAGCUCAGAUCACCUGGAGAGGCUUGGGACUAGCAAAGAGGGCGUCUUUUACGAGGAAGAAGGAGGAAGCGCAGGGAGGGGGAGAGGAGGGGGCUUCCACACCCGCAAAUGGGUCUCUUCGACGGCCCUGGACAGCCCCAGGGGACGAAGGAGGGGCAAACCCAGGACCCCCUUCGCUGAUUCCUCCACCAGAGGCUUCCCAUCGUGUGACGACGGCGACGACGACGAUCUUCCCCUCCGGCGUUCGGGAACCUUAGCGCGAGGGAGGUCCCAGGGUCAGCUGUGCCAGACCUCAAUCUCCUACGGAAGCCUCCGAGAACAGGGCCUCCUCGGCGCUUCCACCUCGUCGCCCAACCUGUCCAAGGCAUUCCAGGUGGCCGUCGACCUCUCCAGGGCGAGUUCGAAGUUCUUGGCGGGGCUGUCUUCCACCAGCAGUGGCGUGUACCUCGGAUAUGAGGAUGGUAGCGACCCGCCCUCUCCGGACAACAAGGAUUCUGCGCACGCCGACAGUCCCUACGCCGCCGGAGGAGAGACCUCGCAGGAGUCAGAGGCAGGAGAGCGCGUCGAGGGCGGAGGAGAAGGCGGUGGGGAAGGCGCACGGAGGAAGAGGUACCUGUAUGGGUCCUCGGAGCGGGGUCGAUCGCUCCAUCUAGAGGACCUGCAGGACACGUGGGCCGCCAAAAGGCAGCGGGAGAGCCUCGGGAACACCACCUCCAGCACCUCCUUUGAAGACCUCCUGACCUCAGUGUCCGUCGCCAGGAAGGAGGCAGCCAAGACUGAGCUCAAUAUCCUGAGGUUCGAUACUAUCAAACAAGAGCGCCUUGUGAAAGAGAUCCUCGAGCCUUCAGAUUCCGACUUCGAGGACGAGGAGGCGGCGUGCGAGACGAGCAGCACCCCGGAGCAGCGAGGCCGAUACGGUUGCGUGAUCACUUUCGAGAGUCGCAGCGCCAGCAUGGACGACGUGGGCUCCCCGAGGGCCCUCGAGGACGCGCUCGUCUCCCUCACCUCGAGCGAGAGCCACCACGAGUUCACGCUCGAGAGCCCGCCUCAGCCACAGCCACGCCGACCCCGAAUCGCGCAGACGAGCUCCGUCGAAGAGACGCUGGGGUCUCACGACGAAGGAGAGGUCGAUGAGGUCUUCACGGAGGAAGGAUCCUCCUCCUUCGCUGCGCCUCAGCCCAAACCUCGAACCCGAACUCCGACAGCCUCGGAAGGGCUUGUGACGCCGCCCAAAGCAGAAAAGUUGCCCUCUAUAGGAGUCUUCGUGGCGGAGGAGAUGGAAGAGAAAAGAAAACGAGAAGUGGAGAAAGAAGCCGGGAGAGAGAGAGAAAUGUCUGGGAUAGACGAAGGAUUCCACAUUCCAAAAGGGAGACAAAAGUCUCAGGAAUUUAGAAGCGAGUCUCAUCAUCGGAGGCCGCGAUCUCCCGACGUGGAAGACGACGACGAGGACUUCCAGUAUGACUCCCUGAAGCACGAGGACGAGCAUCUCCCGAUCGACAUCAGAAACAUCGACAGCGAAGACUCUCAGAUGUCAUCCAGGCCGGGAGGACACCUCGGGGAAGACGGAGACGACGCCGAGGAUGCUGCGAGUGGACGGAGCGGCUCCUACGACGUGGCGGGCGCCCUUGCCACGUACUCCUCCGUCGAGGGCGAGGUCCCCGCGGACUCCUUGACCAUCCUGCAGCCGGGGAGCCAGAAGGCCACGGUGAGGGAGGCCGAAGAGUUCGUAAGGGGCAGGGAAAAGGGAAGGACCGGCUCGGGCGGUGACGUAGAGAUGGGAGAUCAUGGUGAUGGUGAUCAGGGACCUAGUGGUAGUGAUUAUGGUGAUCGAAGACGUGAUGAUGAUCAUAGAAUUAAAAGACAUGGUGAUGCCGAUGAUAGGGCCUAUAGACGCGGUGACAGUGAUAUGGUUAGACGUGAUAAAGAUGGUGAUAGUGACGAAGGCUGUGGUGAUGGUGGUGGCAUUUCGGGUCGUGAUGGCAGGCGCGAGAAAGGUAGUAAGGAACACAGACCUUCUUCUCUCAAGAAAACGAGAGAGGAGCAGGCUGACGUGAAGAGAGCCAGGGUGAGCGAGGGCCACGAGGACAAAGCCAGGGUUCAAGGCGAUGGCCUUGGAGUGUCGAGAGGCCCAGCGUCCCCACGCAGAGGGCCUCCCGAGCCCGAGAAGGCCCGGAGGCGCUUGUCGUUCUCCCGAGGCGACGGGGGCGCUCUUCCCUCUGGCGACGACGGCGCCAGGGAAGGGGACGACUCGGAGAACCGCCGCCCCCGCAUCGUGCGCAUGCACCACGCCGGGACGCAGACCACGCGGAAGGUCACGCAGGCGACGUCGACGGAGGACCACAAGCGGCACGCCCUUCCCCGCACCACGCCCAAGUACAGCCGCUCGCCCCUCCGAAGCAGAGCGGCCAACGGCCAGGUGGAAGCGCCCUACACGCCUCUGCCAGACAGGUUCAGUGGCCCUUGGUCGCAAAGGCUGCCUGGAUCGGCGGCUGUGGGGGCGGCGGGGGUGGCAGGGGCGGCAUAUGCUGUACCUCCUUCACACGCCACGCCCGCCCUCGCGCCCACCCUCACCCCUCCUCCCGCCCACGUCACUCACCCCGCCCACGUCACCCACGGGAAGCACGACCUGGCCACACUGCAGAGGAACCUGUACAACCUCGUGGACAGGGACAGUCGGCGGCUCAACUCCAGCUACCUGGCCGAACUCCAGGCGCGCAAACGUCACUUCCAGGACGCCCACCAAAGCCCGGACUACAGCCACCCGUACGCCCCUUCCCCCCAGCCCUACCACACCUCGACCCCUCAGCCCCAAGCCCACUACCCCCCAAGCGACCCCAGCUCCCGACCUCCUACUUGUACUCCUCCUCGCCCUCCUCCUCCUCCUCCUCCUACCCCCACCAGUACCCGAUGCUCUCCUCCGUGUCCAUCAAGCCUUCGUCCUCGAGCUAUUCGCCCUCGAAGCCUGCAACCCACACCAUGACCUCGUCCAGAAUCCUAGACCAAUCAGAAGCGAGAACGAGAUCCAGUAGGGUUGCAUACGGCGGCAGUGUCAGCGACCUCUCCAGGCUGCGGCAGACCAGCAAGCACUUCUACGAGACUUACACUGCGCAC
Messenger RNA from Penaeus vannamei (Pacific white shrimp), 3663 nucleotides. The record is from RefSeq and is a predicted model, not a curated record. NCBI's taxonomy places the organism in Eukaryota, Metazoa, Arthropoda, Malacostraca, Decapoda, Penaeidae.